UUGACAACACAGAUAAAAUCCGAAUGCCGGUGGUGACGCUAUACCCUAAAUCGCCCACCGAACUGUACGCGAACUGGACCCUCGUGGAGUGCAAGACAAGAUGUCCCAUCAUGCAGCAGAACAUUCAGUGGAAGAGGAAAAGAAAACACUACCAUCUGGAGGAGUUCUUGCAGCCAAACGUCACGGAGUACACCAUUAAUAAUCUGCAGCCAAACAAAUCUUACAAAGUGAGAGUCCUGUUGGCUACCAGUGCUGGCUACCCAGAACACAUGAUUCGGCUGCCCUGGUACACCGUCAGGAUGCCACGCAGCAGCUCUGACUUGCCACGGGAUAAUGUCUUCCUCAUCGUUCAUCUCUCCACUUGCAGCCAGAGGCCCACCGAGGUCUUGGUAAAUUGGACGCUGGACGCCUCACUGCAGAAGGAUCUUGCCAAUUAUCAUGUGUUGUAUAACACCUCCACCUCUGUCUGGCAAAAAGAACUCCCAACGACCGAAACUUCCCUAACACUCACAUAUCUAGUUCCGAGAACGUGUUACGGCGUGAAGGUCCGAGCCACCUACAGCACCGGGCGAAACAGCACCGAGUCUUACCUGAAGACCAUCUGCACACUGCCACGGCCUCCCCACAUCCUCUCCCAACACUCCAACACCAACAGGAUCAAAGUGAACAAGCUCAGGACCAAGGUGCUGAACACUACCAGCAUGCGCAUCACCUGGAAACACACGCCGCGGAAGAUCCAGGUCGACUUCUACACCAUUAGGGUCGAGAACGUUGAAUCAGACCCGAACAGCCAAACGGAAACACCCGAAGACAAGCGGAGUGAGGUGAAGGGGACGCAUUUGGAGGCCGCGGGAAGAGGUCCUCGCAGCCCACAGCCGACGAAAUACGAAGAUUCCCGAGACACGGCUAAUAUUAAAAUAUGACCAUGAGGUCAAGCUGUACCGAGUCACCAACCGGAAGCUGACGGUGACGAGCCUGAAGCAGGACCACAACUACAAGGUCACCGUCACGGCCUCCACCACCACCCUCACAGGUCACUCCGCCACCACCUACGUCACUCCAGAUGAAGGAGUUCCCACGGCGCCGCUGAACGUGACGUGGGUUCCUGCAAGCCCGAAAGAUGCCGUUCUCACCUGGAGCCCUCCACGCCUCAUCAACGGCCGUUUAGUGCACUACCUGGUGAAAUUUUCUCACGAUCAGUGUAUCAUUAAAAUGAUAUGUUAACCA
Messenger RNA from Scylla paramamosain (green mud crab), 1227 nucleotides. RefSeq names its product receptor-type tyrosine-protein phosphatase F-like. Gene Ontology annotation, molecular function: protein binding. The record is from RefSeq and is a predicted model, not a curated record. The transcript is spliced from 7 exons. The coding region runs from base 24 to 923 and encodes 299 amino acids. Lineage: Eukaryota; Metazoa; Arthropoda; Malacostraca; Decapoda; Portunidae.